Hemiscyllium ocellatum (epaulette shark) is the source of this 10206-nucleotide messenger RNA. Its product is annotated as neuroblast differentiation-associated protein AHNAK. Gene Ontology annotation, biological process: regulation of RNA splicing. The coding region runs from base 118 to 9231 and encodes 3037 amino acids. Gene Ontology annotation, molecular function: protein binding. The record is from RefSeq and is a predicted model, not a curated record. Gene Ontology annotation, cellular component: cytoplasm; costamere; nucleus. NCBI's taxonomy places the organism in Eukaryota, Metazoa, Chordata, Chondrichthyes, Orectolobiformes, Hemiscylliidae. The transcript is spliced from 6 exons.
CCUACACAACAGACAGAGAGAGAGAGAGAGAGACAGUACUGUGCUACCACUGUGGUGAACUCCUGAGACAGUCACUGCAGGGAUUUCCACUAGAAGAGCAGUGACUGAGGAGACAAAAUGAACUUCGGCUUUAACAAAACGAUGGGAGUUACUCUCCCAGGGAACAUUGGGGCUUUGUCGGAAGAACUUACCCUCACCGAUACAAAUGAUGGAAAUGUCAUUAUUGAGGAUAUUCAAAAAGACUCUCCAGUUGCCAGAGCUGGCACUUUGAAAAAAGGUGAUCAAUUGAAUGCAGUAACAAUACAUUUUGACAAUCUAACCAGUGAAGAAGUUAGCAAAAUACUGAAAUAUUCGGAACAAUACAAAACAAGCUUAAAACUAAAUGCAAAAGAAGAACUCAGGAGCCCAGAUUUCAGACUGUCCAGUCCUGACAUGGGUUCUGGUGAUCAAGCUUACUUAAAGCUGUACAACAGCAAGAUUAAGCCACAUCUUAAGCUAGCAAAACCAAACCUGAGUGUUGGAAGCCUAAAUGGAGAAGUCAAUGUAAAAAAUAAAACAUCUUUUGGAAUAAAAGAGCCCAAGAUAUAUUCUCCUGAUAUUGACAUGAAGCUAAAGGCAACAGAAGAUAAUGGCCUCAAACUGCCAACAUCAAAUAUAGAUCUUGAAGCUCCGAACAUCCAAGCUAAAGUCAAAAGUCCAACUCUUGAUAUAGAUAGCCCAAGAUUUAAAAGCACCAAGCUUGAAGGGAAGAUAAAGUCCUCAGGGUAUCAAAUACCAUCGAUUUCAAUUUCAAGAAACAAAUCUAAAAUGCCAGAAAUGGACGUGUCUGGACCAGAUUUAAACACUUCUAAUAUUGACAUUGGUGGUGUAAAUAUCCCUGAAACAAAUUUGAAAAUGCCAAAAGUACAAAUGUCAUCCUUUGAUCUAUCAGGACCAAAAAUACCAGAUGUGGAUGUUGAUGGUUCAGUGAAAAGACCUGGCUUUGAUGUGUCUGUUCCAAAUGUUAAAGGAAAUUUUGCUGCACCAAAUGUUGAUGUAAGUUUUCCAAAAGGAGAUAUAAACAUUCCAGAUACAGAUCUUAAUAAACAAAAAUUCACAAUGCCAAAAUUUAAUAUGGCAAGUGCAAAUUUGUCAGCUCCAGACGUGAAGGUGAACAUGAAAACACCAACUGUGACAAGCGAGUUAGAUAGUAAAUUGGAGGUUCCGAACAUCAAGAAGCCAAGUGUAGACAUUUCCGGACUUGAAGGACCCAAUGUGAAUUUAGACGGCAAAGUAAAACUGCCAAAGGCUGACAUACCAAAUCCAAAGAUUAAAGGUGGGGGAGGAUCUGGUCAUUUAAACUUCAAAACACCUAGGAUCAGUGGAGAUUAUGAUAUGCCUGAUAUGAACCUGGAAGUACCUGAUGUAAAACUGAAAAACCCAGGGUUAAAGGCGCCUUCACUCAACCUUUCAGGAAAAAAUAUUUCUACUUCAGAUGUGCAUGUCAGUCUACCAACGGGAAAUAUAGAUGUGGCUACUCCAAAAAUACAAACUAAUGUCAGAAGUCCAAACUUAGAUAUAAAUGCUCCAAAGGUUGAUGGCCCUAGUGCACACAAGAAAUUUAAGUUCCCAAAAUUUAAAAGGCCCAUAUUUUCAAUAUCUGGAAACAAACCAAAAAUGCCUGAACGUGAUGCAACCGCUCCAGAUUUGAAGACAGAUUUCAAAGGUCCAGAGGUUGAUGUUGGGGGAUUAAAAGGAAAUGUUGAUGUUCCUGAUGCAAGAUGGAAAAUGCCAUCCCUGAAAGGGCCUUCAUUUGGAGUAUCAGGACCAAAAGGACCCGAUGUGGAUGUUGAUGGUUCGAUAAAAGCACCACGUGUUGAUGUUGCUGUUCCAAACGUCAAGGGAAACAUUGAGGGUCCAGAUGUUGACAUCAAUGUUCCAAAAGGAGAUAUAGAUGCAAAUAUCCCAGAUGCAAAACUUAAGGGAGGAAAUUUCAAAUUGCCGGGAUUCAAAAUGCCAAGUGGCAAACUGUCAUUGUCAGGUACUAAUACAGGACUGAAGAUGCCAAGAGGUCAAGUGGACCUUUCUGCUUCUGAUGUUCAGGGAGAUAUCAGUGGCCCAAGUCUUGACAUGAAAGGCCCAAAUCUUGAUAUCAAUGCUCCAAGUGUUGAUCUUCCUGAAGCAAAAUCCAAAUGGAGCAUGCCAAAAUUGGAAUUGCCAUCCUUUGGUUUAUCGACACCAAAAGGACCAGAUGUAGAUGUUGAUGCUUCAGUGAAAGCACCUGGUUUUGAUCUAUCUGUUCCAAAUGUUAAGGGUGAUUUUGCUGCACCAAAUGUUGAUGUGAAUCUUCCAAAAGCAGACAUAGAUGCAAAUAUUCCAGCUGCUGAACUUAAAGGAGGAAAAUUCAAAAUGCCAAAGUUUAACAUGCCAAGUGCAAAUUUGUCAGCUCCUGAUUUAAACUUGAACAUGAAAACACCAACUGUGGCCAGCGAUUUAGAUGCUGGAUUGAAGGUUCCAAAGCUCAAGAAGCCCAAUGUAGACAUUUCCGGACCUGAUGUGAAUUUAGAUGGCAAAGUAAAACUGCCAAAGGCUGACAUAACAACCCCAGAGAUUAAAGGUGGGAUAGGAUCUGGUGGCUUAGACUUCAAAACACCCAGGAUCGGUGGAGAUUUCGAUAUGCCUGACAUGAAUCUUGAAGUACCUGAUAUAAAACUUAAAGAUCCAGGAACUAAAAAGCCUUCACUUAACAUGUCCGCAGGCAACAUUUCCAUUCCAAAUAUGGAUGUCAGUCUACCAACUGGAAAUAUAGAUGUGGCUGCUCCAAAAUUACAAGCUGAUGUGAAAACUCCACACUUGGAUAUAAAUGCACCAAAUGCUGGUGACUUCAAUGCUGAAGGAAAAUUUAAGUUGCCAAAAUUUAAAAAGCCCACAUUUUCAAUCUCUGGAAACAAACCAAAAAUGCCUGAACUUGAUGCAACCGCUCCAGAUUUGAAGACUGAUUUCAAAGGUCCAGAGAUUGGUAUUGAGGGAUUAAAAGGAAAUGUUGAUGUUCCUGAUGCAAAAUGGAAAAUGCCAUCCCUGAAAGGGCCUUCAUUUGGAGUGUCAGGACCAAAUGUGGAUGUUGAUGGUUCGAUAAAAGCACCACGUGUUGAUGUUGCUGUUCCAAACGUAAAGGGAAACAUUGAGGGUCCAGAUGUUGAUAUCAAUGUUCCAAAAGGAGAUAUAGAUGCAAAUAUCCCAGAUGCAAAACUUAAAGGAGGAAAAUUAAAACUGCCGGAAUUCAACAUGCCAAGUGGCAAACUGUCAUUGUCAGGUACUAAUACAGGUCUGAAGAUGCCAAAAGGUCAGGUGGACCUUUCUGCUCCUGAUGUUCAGGGAGAUAUCAGUGGCCCAAGUCUUGACAUGAAAGGCCCGAAUCUUGCUAUCAAUGCUCCAAGUGUUGAUCUUCCUGAAGCAAAAUCCAAAUGGAGCAUGCCAAAAUUGGAAUUGCCAUCCUUUGGUUUGUCGACACCAAAAGGACCAGAUGUAGAUGUUGAUGCUUCAGUGAAAGCACCUGGUUUUGAUCUAUCUGUUCCAAAUGUUAAGGGUGAUUUUGCUGCACCAAAUGUUGAUGUGAAUCUUCCAAAAGCAGACAUAGAUGCAAAUAUUCCAGCUGCUGAACUUAAAGGAGGAAAAUUCAAAAUGCCAAAGUUUAACAUGCCAAGUGCAAAUUUGUCAGCUCCUGAUUUAAACUUGAACAUGAAAACACCAACUGUGGCCAGCGAUUUAGAUGCUGGAUUGAAGGUUCCGAAGCUCAAGACCCCAAAUGUAGACAUUUCCGGACCUGAUGUGAAUUUAGAUGGCAAAGUAAAACUGCCAAAGGCUGACAUGACAACCCCAGAGAUUAAAGGUGGGAUAGGAUCUGGUGGCUUAGACUUCAAAACACCCAGGAUCGGUGGAGAUUUCAAUAUGCCUGACAUGAAUCUUGAAGUACCAGAUAUAAAACUUAAAGGUCCCGGAAUUAAAAAGCCUUCACUUAACAUGUCUGCAGGCAACAUUUCCGUUCCAAAUAUGGAUGUCAAUGUACCAACGGGAAAUAUAGAUAUGGCUUCUCCAAAUAUACAAGCUGAUGCGAAAACUCCACACUUGGAUAUAAAUGCACCAAAUGUUGAUGACUUCAAUGCUGAAGGAAAAUUUAAGUUCCCAAAAUUUAAAUGGCCCACAUUUUCAAUCUCUGGAAACAAACCAAAAAUGCCUGAACUUGAUGCAACCGCUCCAGAUUUGAAGACAGAUUUCAAAGGUCCAGAGGUUGAUAUUGGGGGAUUAAAAGGAAAUGUUGAUGUUCCUGAUGCAAGUUGGAAAAUGCCAUCCCUGAAAGGGCCUUCAUUUGGAGUGUCUGGACCAAAUGUGGAUGUUGAUGGUUCGAUAAAAGCACCACGUGUUGAUGUUGCUGUUCCAAACGUCAAGGGAAACAUUGAGGGUCCAGAUGUCGGCAUCAAUGUUCCAGAAGGAGAUAUAGAUGCAAAUAUCCCAGAUGCAAAACUUAAAGGAGGAAAAUUUAAACUGCCAGGUUUCAACAUGCCAAGUGGCAAACUGUCAUUGUCAGGUACUAAUACAGGUCUGAAGAUGCCAAAAGGUCAGGUGGACCUUUCUGCUCCUGAUGUUCAGGGAGAUAUCAGUGGCCCAAGUCUUGAUAUGAAAGGCCCAAAUCUUGAUAUCAAUGCUCCAAGUGUUGAUCUUCCUGAAGCAAAAUCCAAAUGGAGCAUGCCAAAAUUGGAAUUGCCAUCCUUUGGUUUAUCGACACCAAAAGGACCAGAUGUAGAUGUUGAUGGUUCAGUGAAAGCACCUGGUUUUGAUCUAUCUGUUCCAAAUGUUAAGGGUGAUUUUGCUGCACCAAAUGUUGAUGUGAAUCUUCCAAAAGCAGACAUAGAUGCAAAUAUUCCAGUUGCUGAACUGAAAGGAGGAAAAUUCAAAAUGCCAAAGUUUAACAUGCCAAGUGCAAAUUUGUCAGCUCCUGAUUUAAACUUGAACAUGAAAACACCAACUGUGGCCAGCGAUUUAGAUGCUGGAUUGAAACUUCCAAAGUUCAAGAAGCCCAAUGUAGACAUUUCCGGACCUGAUGUGAAUUUAGAUGGCAAAGUAAAAUUGCCAAAGGCUGACAUGACAACCCCAGAGAUUAAAGGUGGGAUAGGAUCUGGUGGCUUAGACUUCAAAACACCCAGGAUCGGUGGAGAUUAUGAUAUGCCUGACAUGAAUCUUGAAGUACCUGAUAUAAAACUUAAAGGUCCAGGAAUUAAAAAGCCUUCACUUAACAUGUCUGCAGGCAACAUUUCCAUUCCAAAUAUGGAUGUCAGUCUACCAACGGGAAAUAUAGAUGUGGCUAAUCCAAAAAUACAAGCUGAUGCGAAAACUCCACACUUGGAUAUAAAUGCACCAAACGUUGGCGACUUCAAUGCUGAAGGAAAAUUUAAGUUCCCAAAAUUUAAAAAGCCCGCAUUUUCGAUAUCUGGAAAUAAACCAAAAAAGCUUGAACUUGAUGCAACCGCUCCAGAUUUGAAGACAGAUUUCAAAGGUCCAGAGGUUGAUAUUGGGGGAUUAAAAAGAAAUGUUGAUGUUCCUGAUGCAAAAUGGAAAAUGCCAUCCCUGAAAGUGCCUUCAUUUGGAGUGUCUGGACCAAAUGUGGAUGUUGAUGGUUCGAUAAAAGCACCACGUGUUGAUGUUGCUGUUCCAAACGUCAAGGGAAACAUUGAGGGUCCAGAUGUUGACAUCAAUGUUCCAAAAGGAGAUAUAGAUGCAAAUAUCCCAGAUGCAAAACUUAAAGGAGGAAAAUUUAAACUGCCGGGAUUCAACAUGCCAAGUGGCAAACUGUCAUUGUCAGGUACUAAUACAGGACUGAAAAUGCCAAAAGGUCAGGUUGACCUUUCUGCUCCUAAUGUUCAGGGAGAUAUCAGUGGCCCAAGUCUUGACAUGAAAGGCCCAAAUCUUGAUAUCAAUGCUCCAAGUGUUGAUCUUCCUGAAGCAAAAUCCAAAUGGAGCAUGCCAAAAUUGGAAUUGCCAUCCUUUGGUUUAUCGACACCAAAAGGACCAGAUGUAGAUGUUGAUGCUUCAGUGAAAGCACCUGGUUUUGAUCUAUCUGUUCCAAAUGUUAAGGGUGAUUUUGCUGCACCAAAUGUUGAUGUGAAUCUUCCAAAAGCAGACAUAGAUGCAAAUAUUCCAGCUGCUGAACUUAAAGGAGGAAAAUUCAAAAUGCCAAAGUUUAACAUGCCAAGUGCAAAUUUGUCAGCUCCUGAUUUAAACUUGAACAUGAAAACACCAACUGUGGCCAGCGAUUUAGAUGCUGGAUUGAAGGUUCCAAAGUUCAAGAAGCCCAAUGUAGACAUUUCCGGACCUGAUGUGAAUUUAGAUGGCAAAGUAAAACUGCCAAAGGCUAACAUAACAGCUCCAUCGAUUAAAGGUGGAAUAGAGCCUGGUGGCUUAAACUUCAAAACACCCAAGAUCGGUGGAGAUUAUGAUAUGCCUGACAUGGAUCUUGAAGUACCUGAUAUAAAACUUAAAGGUCCAGGAAUUAAAAAGCCUUCACUUAACAUGUCUGCAGGCAACAUUUCCAUUCCAAAUAUGGAUGUCAGUCUACCAACUGGAAAUAUAGAUGUGGCUGCUCCAAAAUUACAAGCUGAUGCGAAAACUCCACACUUGGAUAUAAAUGCACCAAACAUUGGUGACUUCAAUGCUGAAGGAAAAUUUAAGUUGCCAAAAUUUAAAUGGCCCACAUUUUCAAUCUCUGGAAACAAACCAAAAAUGCCUGAACUUGAUGCAACCGCUCCAGAUUUGAAGACAGAUUUCAAAGGUCCAGAGGUUGAUAUUGGGGGAUUAAAAGGAAAUGCUGAUUUUCCUGAUGCAAAAUGGAAAAUGCCAUCCCUGAAAGGGCCUUCAUUUGGAGUGUCUGGACCAAAUGUGGAUGUUGAUGGUUCGAUAAAAGCACCACGUGUUGAUGUUGCUGUUCCAAACGUCAAGGGAAACAUUGAGGGUCCAGAUGUUGACAUCAAUGUUCCAAAAGGAGAUAUAGAUGCAAAUAUCCCAGAUGCAAAACUUAAAGGAGGAAAAUUUAAACUGCCGGGAUUCAACAUGCCAAGUGGCAAACUGUCAUUGUCAGGUACUAAUACAAGACUGAAGAUGUCAAAAGGUCAAGUGGACCUUCCUGCUCCUGAUGUUCAGGGAGAUAUCAGUGGCCCAAGUCUUGACAUGAAAGGCCCAAAUCUUGAUAUCAAUGCUCCAAGUGUUGAUCUUCCUGAAGCAAAAUCCAAAUGGAGCAUGCCAAAAUUGGAAUUGCCAUCCUUUGGUUUAUCGACACCAAAAGGACCAGAUGUAGAUGUUGAUGCUUCAGUGAAAGCACCUGGUUUUGAUCUAUCUGUUCCAAAUGUUAAGGGUGGUUUUGCUGCACCAAAUGUUGAUGUGAAUCUUCCAAAAGCAGACAUAGAUGCAAAUAUUCCAGCUGCUGAACUUAAAGGAGGAAAAUUCAAAAUGCCAAAGUUUAAUAUGCCAAGUGCUAAUUUGUCAGCUCCUGAUUUAAACUUGAACAUGAAAACACCAACUGUGGCCAGCGAUUUAGAUGCUGGAUUGAAGGUUCCGAAGCUCAAGAAGCCGAAUAUAGACAUUUCCGGACCUGAAGGACCUGAUGUGAAUUUAGAUGGCAAAGUAAAACUGCCAAAGGCUGACAUAACAACCCCAGAGAUUAAAGGUGGGAUAGGAUCUGGUGGCUUAGACUUCAAAACACCCAGGAUCGGUGGAGAUUACGAUAUGCCUGACAUGGAUGUCAGUGUACCAACGGCAAAUAUAGAUGUGGCUACUCCAAAAUUACAAGCUGAUGUGAAAACUCCACACUUGGAUAUAAAUGCACCAAAUGUUGAUGACUUCAAUGCUGAAGGAAAAUUUAAGUCGCCAAAAUUUAAAAAGCCCACAUUUUCAAUCUCUGGAAACAAACCAAAAAUGCCUGAACGUGAUGCAACCGCUCCAGAUUUGAAGACAGAUUUCAAAGGUCCAGAGGUUGAUGUUGGGGGAUUAAAAGGAAAUGUUGAUGUUCCUGAUGCAAGUUGGAAAAUGCCAUCCCUGAAAGGGCCUUCAUUUGGAGUAUCAGGUCCAAAAGGACCCGAUGUGGAUUUUGAUGGUUCGAUAAAAGCACCACGAGUUGAUGUUGAUGUUCCAAAUGUCAAGGGAAACAUUGAGGGUCCAGAUGUUGACAUAAAUGUUCCAAAGGGAAAUAUAGAUGCAAAUAUCCCAGAUGCAAAACUUAAAGGAGAAAAUUUCAAACUGCCGGGUUUCAAUAUGCCAAGUGGCAAACUGUCAUUGUCAGGUACUAAUACAGGUCUGAAGAUGCCAAAAGGUCAGGUGGACCUUUCUGUUCCUGAUGUUCAGGGAGAUAUCAGUGGCCCAAGUCUUGACAUGAAAGGCGCAAAUAUUGACAUCAGUGCUUCAAGUGUUGAUCUUCCUGAAGCAAAAUCCAAAUGGAAAAUGCCAAAUCUGGAAACACCCUCCUUUAAUCUAUCAGGACCAUACAGACCAGACGUGGGCGUUGAUGGUUCAGUGAAAACAACUGGUUUGAAUGCACCUAUCCCAAAUACUAAAGGAAGUUUUGCAGCACCAAAUGUUGAUAUAAAGCUUCCAAAAAAGUCUGCGGGUUUGGAUGUGAAAAUACCCACAAUUGCCACCGAUUAUGAUAUGUCCAUUCCAGACAUGGACAUCAAGCUACCAAAACACAGUGUAAGAGGAGGUGCAGAUAUGCACAUUCCUAGUGCUGGAACUCAGAAAAAAACAAGGACUGACCCCAACAUAGACAUGAAGGGGACGGGGUUCAAAGUUAAAUCGCCAAAUCUACCUGGUGAUUUUCGUGAAGUUGGUGUGGAUGUGAGCACACCAAACCUUUAUGGCCAAGUGAAUGCUCCCAGAUUAAAUGUAAAUAGCAAUGAGAAUAUUAACAUGCAGAGUAACUUUUCAAGGGAAACAUUUAAAAUAAGAUCAUCAUCUUUAUCUGAUCUUGAUGAUGCACCUACACUGCCUAAAAGUGAUUCCAAUUUAAAAGCAAGAACGUCCAGUACUCUUCAUGUCACCGAUGAUGAUUCAAGUAAAAAAAGUAUGUUCAAGUUUGGAAAGCUGUUUAACUUCAAACACAAAUCAAAAGGAUCUGUUGACUUCACAAAGGCCAAGGCAGCAGCUUCUUCUGGGACAUUUACAUCAAAGUUCUCAUUGCCAGAACUUGAGCUCUCUGUAUCUAAAGACUGAAAAUGUGCAUCAACUGGUUAUUAAGCCAAGAUGUAUCAAUGUAUCUAUAUCAGUGACAAAUAUAAAGUUCCUUCAAAUCAAUAUUUCAUAUAUUAUUUGAUAUAUAAUUGUAGUAAUGUAACUCAUUCAUGUUGAGGCAAAAACAACCAUGUAACCAAACUCAGAUUUAAAGAUACAAGAUAGUAAGCGAUCAAGCUUGAAUACUGAGUUUGUAACAGACUCAACUAAGGCGUACAAUACCAGUUCAAUGCUAGAACUUUCAACUUUGUACCUGAAUGAAAGGAUUUUACUUAUAUACCUAAAUCUCCUAGGAACACCAUGAAGAAAAGCUUUGCAUAAAACUUGCUACUGGAGUUCUUUGUAUUGAUUGUCUACUGCUAUCAAACAUAUGGAAAUAGCCAUUGCAUUUGGGGAUUGGGAGUUAUUCUGAGAGAUGUUCCAAAUAAUUUGCUAUAAAAAAAUGAUAAAAUUAAAAAUGGACAAAUGUUGAUAUAAUUUUUGACAAUCUGAAUUCUUUCAAAACAAAUGUGUUAUGAGCUUAUAUCCUAUUAAUCUUCUUGAAAAUAUUUUUCAAUUUUGAUAACCCCUGAAAUCUUUUAAAUAAUAUCAUUUGAUAUUUUUAAAAGUUAUUAAAUGCUGCAUAUUCAGUUAAGUCAGGUUAUAUUUAAAAUUUGCUUCAUCUAUCAUACAUAUAACAGGAUUCAUUACAUCAAAACACAGUUGGUAAUAUGUUGAAAUGUGCUAAAUAUAUUUACUUACAUUAGAAAUGUAACUCAGGAUUGUACAGAUUUUCAUAAUUCUUCAAAGUUAAAGUCAAGUUGUAAAAUAUUCAGUUUCUUUACUAUUUUGAGAAUUUAAAACAUUUGGAAGAUGUUUUACUGAAACAUUUUAAACAGUUAUUGUACAGUCUCACAUGAGGCCUUCAAGUGGUCAAAACCUCAGUCUCCAUAUUAAAUGCUAUUGCUUUACACCAAU